This is a messenger RNA of Sipha flava (yellow sugarcane aphid), 937 nucleotides long. RefSeq lists its product as uncharacterized. Bases 45 to 929 code for a protein of 294 amino acids. The transcript is spliced from 3 exons. The record is from RefSeq and is a predicted model, not a curated record. Lineage: Eukaryota; Metazoa; Arthropoda; Insecta; Hemiptera; Aphididae.
CCAAGCUGUGGCGUCAAGUGACCACCUCCCUGUGUGCCGUCAUCAUGUUCGACGGCAAACAUCGUGUGGGGGUGGUCCAACACCUGAUGAUGGCGGAGUACCUGGCCGCCCAGAGGAAUGACGAGGGGACGGUCGUCAUCUGGGUGGCCAAACACAAACUCGGGGACAAAACGCCGGCCACCGUUGUCCUCGAUGCGGCUACCGCCGAGUUCGUGGACCGUUACUACUUGUUACGCCGCAAGAUAGCAAACGCGACCGUCGACAACUUCUUUGUCACCAACACCGGGCACGAGGUAAACAAAAUAUUUGACCUCCUAAACGCCGCCAUCCGGGAGAAGAACAUCCGGUACCCGGGCGGCGAUUUAGUCAAAGUGUCCGGUGGCUGGCUGCGCAAGCAGCUAGAGACGUCGGCGGUAGACCACGAACCGGCGGUGGCGGGCCAUGUUGCUGCGGCGCUGCAGCACUCGGAAGACACCGCACGAAGGCAUUAUCAGAUGGACAGCUCGACCACGGCCAUCCGUCAGCACCAGGCGGUGGUCGCGGUCGAGCAAUCGAAAUUAAUGGAAGAGUUCAUCUGCGCAAAUCUGGAAAUGUUCUUCGUGGGGGACGCGAGGACCAAGCCGCCGGCGUACGAGGAGUUCCGGGCACAGCUCCUCGAAAGGCAUUAUAUGGAGACAAUGUUCCCGGGCGCCACGCUGACCCGGAACUCCUACAGCACCAUCUUGGAAAGGUGGACGAUGAACUUGGCGGACUCCAUCGCCAGGGAAGUCGUCCGCCACUGCCGGCGGGAGAGGUACAAGGCUCCCCUAGGUGUCGUCCAGUUGACGCACGUGGCGCGCGAUCUGGGGUGCGCCUGGUGGACUAAGAACGAGUUCACCAGGGCCAGGUUGUUGCGCCGCGUGAACAGCGCGCUGCAGCAGCAACUGUAAAUAUUUUG